AAUAAAUAAAAGGCUUCUCUGCUUCAGUCCAGCAUCCAGGACUCCGGGAGAGCUGCCCCCUCAGACAAGAACUGCAGGCUGGCGGGGAAGCAGCGACGGCUUAGCAGCCCAAGAUCUCCAGCUGCCCUCAGUGGGAAAAGAGUGAGACGCAGCAAGAGAGACAGAGUGAGACAUUCCUCCCUGUACUGGCACAAUGCGCACCCUCAUCAUCCUUGCGCUCCUGGCUGUCUUGGUGAUGGCUGCUACUUGCUAUGAGUCCCAUGAAAGCAUGGAAUCCCAUGAGUAUCUCAAUCCCUUCAUCAACAGGCGUAGGGCCAAUGACUUCAUACAAGCUGACACGAGACUAGAAGCCAUCACUCAAGAGAGGAUCAGGGAGCGUACUAAGGCACCCCAGGAACGUCAGAGAGAGAUCUGCGAGGACUACUACCCCUGUGAACUGUAUGCUUUCCGCCAUGGCUAUCCUGCUGCUUACAGGCACUAUUUUGGGAGGAGGAGGACUAAGUAAAGGAUGACCUGUCCCCAUCCUGGGGCCUGGAGCCCAGGGUAUCCUCCUCAAAAAUGCAAUGGCUCUGAAACAUAUUCAGUUGCAUGUGUCCCUGUAUGUUAUCCUGCCUGCUGCUUCUGUCCCAUGUAGCCAGGGAUUCCUACACUGUGUUAACUAGCGCUGAGCUGAUAUAGCAGAGAUCAGAGAGAGUUCAAGAUGUGGGUGUUUAUUACACAAUAAAUCGCUGGUUUGAUACUAUCUUCUCAUGAGUCACAGCAUUUUGAGUGGGCGUGUGCAGUUUUCCAAGAAGAAGCUGAGUUUGUUUAUCAUAGAGUCUGGUGCAGAUUAUGGAAAAAAAAGUCACUACCUUGCAACAGCACAAAUUUGAAAGGAUCUACAAUGGUUUUUGUUCCAGGGUCUACAAGUGGCUCCUUUUAGAGGGCACUGGAAAAUUCCAGUUCCCAAUCUUAAGACAUCUUAAAGUGGCAUGGUGUUCAGCAGGCAGGGUGAGAUGCACUUUUUGAAAGUGAAAUCUAUGUAUUUCCUCAACUGGGGAAGGAAAAUUCAGAAGGAGCCUGUUUUAUCUUAAAAACAGAGUUAGGGAGAGUUGGUGACAGAAAAAAAGCCUGUAAAUUGCAUCUUGUUUAUCCAGCUACCCUCAGGUUGUGAUGCUGGAUGCUCCUGUAGAAAGGCGUGCAUGGUCCAGACUUUACUCUGAUUUCUUUUUUUAAUCCCCUUUUAUGCCUUUAUUUCCACUUGGAAUGAUUCUGGUAGCACUAGAAAGCUGCAGAAACUAAAGGUGCAGAGUGACAAAUAAACAAAUAAAAGAAA
Molecule: messenger RNA, 1315 nt
Organism: Colius striatus (speckled mousebird)
Lineage: Eukaryota; Metazoa; Chordata; Aves; Coliiformes; Coliidae
Gene: MGP
Product: matrix Gla protein
Exons: 5
Coding region: 194-505 (103 amino acids)
Cellular component (GO): extracellular region
Molecular function (GO): calcium ion binding
Source: RefSeq, a predicted model, not a curated record